Messenger RNA from Dioszegia hungarica, 1221 nucleotides. RefSeq names its product putative nam9 protein, mitochondrial precursor. Gene Ontology annotation, cellular component: mitochondrial small ribosomal subunit. Gene Ontology annotation, biological process: positive regulation of translational fidelity. Bases 1 to 1221 code for a protein of 406 amino acids. Gene Ontology annotation, molecular function: structural constituent of ribosome; rRNA binding. The record is from RefSeq and is a predicted model, not a curated record. NCBI's taxonomy places the organism in Eukaryota, Fungi, Basidiomycota, Tremellomycetes, Tremellales, Bulleribasidiaceae. The transcript has 3 exons.
AUGCCCAUGAGACCUGUCAAAGUCCGGGAUGUGUUUGACCAAAAACGAGCUCUCCCCCGAAUGUCAUGGUCGCCUGAAAACCUGUACAACCUGUGGCAGCGUACAACUCCCAAAGGUCCCCUCUACCGCGAAACAGACUGGACCCGAACCGCAAAUACCCUCUUUCAGCAACGAUGGAAGGCAAAACGCCUUAUCAGGGGAUACCACGGGGACCAUAUCGGAACGACCAAGUUUGAGCGGUGGUACUUGCCUCCCUCACUACCGUCUAUCCAUGCCUCGGCACAAAAGGCGACCAAGGCGGAGGAGCUCAGUCAGUGGGUCGAGGGAAGGGAAAGAGGGGGAGGGCGGAAUAGGGAUGAUCAGGAACGCGAACGGAGAGAGAGGGAGGCCAGGUCAGAGAGGGAUAUGAAGGUGCCGGUCGGGACGAUGAUGUUUAGGGAGGUGGAGAGGAGACUGGACGUAUUGGUGUUCAGGGCGUGCUUUGCGACGAGCGUGUGGCAGGCGAAGGGGCUGGUGACGCAGGGGCAUGUGAAGCUGAACGGCGAAGUCGUGACCAACGCCAACACAUUACUGAACCCCGGUGAUAUCUUCACCGUCGAAGCAUCGGCGAUCCCGAUGUUGAGCGAGAAGGCAGCCAAAGCCAAGGCGGACGCAAUACAAAUGGCGAAAGACGAUGCAAAGGCUGCUCGUCGGGGGCCCAGUGAAGGGGAAGAGGUGGCAGAUGAGGCUGUCGAGGCUAGUGAGGCGGAGACGGAGACAGAAGGAGGAGAAGCUGGAGCUUCAGCAGAAAUACCAGUCGAAAACGCCUCAGAGACACCAUCGGAUCCUACCUCUCCUGAGCAAGCCGAGCUCUCGUCCUCCGCCACCGAACCUACCUCAUCCGACUCUGCAUCCCCUUCACCUACCUCCACUCCCACCCCCGAGACCACCCCCGAAAAGCCCACCUCCUUCUUCACCCUCCCCCCCUUCGCCUCCCCGCACAUCUUCGUCCCCGCCUACAUCCUCCCCUCGUACCUCACCUGCUCGGCCGUAUAUGUGCGGCAUCCGACUGCUCGGCCCGGAUACUCAGAGAUCCCCUCGCCAUAUGAUGCGGGCGGGGAGGCGAUGAGUCUGGGAUGGGAGUGGUUUGUGAAGAAGGCGCCGAGAAUGAGGGGACGGACGGAGAGGUGGUUGGGACCUGAGAGGAGGAAUGAUGUCAAGCCGCACGAGAGGAGAGCUUAG